This is a messenger RNA of Fusarium odoratissimum NRRL 54006, 2228 nucleotides long. Its product is annotated as acetyl-CoA acyltransferase. Gene Ontology annotation, cellular component: peroxisome. The transcript is spliced from 4 exons. The record is from RefSeq and is a predicted model, not a curated record. Gene Ontology annotation, molecular function: acetyl-CoA C-acyltransferase activity. Bases 629 to 1879 code for a protein of 416 amino acids. NCBI's taxonomy places the organism in Eukaryota, Fungi, Ascomycota, Sordariomycetes, Hypocreales, Nectriaceae. Gene Ontology annotation, biological process: phenylacetate catabolic process; fatty acid beta-oxidation.
GUUGAAAAGUUCGUAAAGCAUGAACUAGAAGAAAAACGUCAUGGAAAGUGAGAAUCAUCCGUUGAGCCAACUGCAUGUUGAGUUUUUCUUUGCAUUCCAGUCCUUUUUGACGGUGAAUUUGGUAGCAUGACUUCUCAAAGCAGAAGAUACUGUCCAGUCGAAGCGACAUUGUGUACAGAGCGUAUAAUGCGCAGAGUUAGGGACAAUUAAAUACUGACAUCAUGACUAAUAAGCAAUAAUCGAAGUCCGGGAUCUUUUCAUGGGGUAUUUGCCAUGCCGAGAUAGCUAAGGACGGCUUUUUCUGACGCGGCUGUUGGUGUGUUAGUGGAAUUCCAUCGCUUCUCGCCGAGGUCCCUGACAUUAUGUCAUCAAUCUGCCUUAUGUAAUACACCGAAACCUCGGGAAGUGGUCAGUCUCGAAGCGCUACCUCGGCUUAACCCCACACAAUUGGAUGCGCCGUCGCAAGUACCGCUGCAGCUUCCGUCAAUGUUUACCCCAGACCCCUCCCAUGAUGGACUUCGCCUCGGCAUCUUUUUCUCCUAUUUAAAAGCCAACGGCGCUGUCGCCUCAACUACAUUAUCCAACCUGACACACAAGUUUUGUCGAUUCACAGCACAGAAUAUACGCAAUGGCCGCUGAACGUAUUGGUUCCAUCAUCAAGCACCUGGCCCCUGGGUCGGCGCUCAACAGCAUUCAAGCGAAGAACCCCGAUGACAUUGUCAUCACCCUCGCUGCCCGAACCCCUCUCACAAAGGCCAAGAAGGGUGGUUUCAAGGAUACUUCUCUCGAAUACAUGGUAUAUGCUCUGCUCAAGGAGGUUCGGGAACGAUCAAACCUCGACCCUGCCCUUGUUGAGGACAUCUGCCUUGGAAACGUCUCCGAUGCCAAGGCUGCCUACAAGGUUCGCGCCUCUGCUCUCGCUGCUGGCUUCCCCAACACCGCCGGUGCUUCUUCCGUCAACCGAUUCUGCUCUUCUGGUCUGAAGGCCACCGCCGAUAUCGCUCACUCCAUUCUUAAUGGCUCCAUCGAGAUCGGUAUCGCUAUGGGUGCUGAACAAAUGACCAUUGGAGGCGAUGCGCUCGAGAAGCCUUUCGACGAGGCUGUUACAUCACAAAGCCAGGAGUCCGUGGAUUGCAUGCAGCCCAUGGGUUGGACCAGCGAGAAUGUCAGCAAGGACUUUGGCGUCACCCGCGAUGUGAUGGACAAGUACGCGGCUGAGAGUUUCCAAAAGGCUGAGGCGGCGCAAAAGGCUGGUUUGUUCGCCGAUGAGAUCGUGCCCAUCACCACCAAGGUCAAGGGCCCCGAUGGUCAGGAGAAGGAGGUUACUCUUACCCAGGACGAGGGUAUCCGACCAGGCACUACCGCUGAGAGCCUCGGCAAGAUUCGAUCUGCUUUCCCUCAAUGGGGUGGAGCUACAACUGGUGGCAACGCCAGCCAGCUUACUGACGGAGCUGCCGCCGUGUUGUUGAUGAAGCGAUCUACAGCCCUCAAGCUGGGCCAGCCUAUCAUGGCCAAGUACGUUGGUUCUACCGUCGCUGGCCUUGCCCCUCGCAUCAUGGGCAUUGGUCCCAGCAUUGCCAUCCCGAAGCUUCUCGCUCAGCACAACAUCUCGCUUGACGAUAUCGACGUCGUUGAGAUCAACGAGGCCUUUGCUUCUAUGGCCGUUUACUGUCAAGACAAGCUUGGUCUGACAUCAGACAAGCUCAACCCUCGUGGUGGAGCUAUCGCUCUUGGUCACCCACUGGGCGCUACAGGUGCUCGACAGAUUGUUACAGGCCUUUCUGAGUGCAGGCGGCGAAAGAAGAAGAUGCUGUUGACCAGCAUGUGCAUUGGUACAGGCCAGGGCAUGGCCGGUCUGUUUGUCAACGAGCAGGUCUAAGACAGACAGUACACAGUGCAUGUCUGAGAUAUUCUAAUUAUGUAACACCACCAGAUCUCGAUAUAAGCGAGUCAGUUGGGGAUGUAUUUAUGAUUUCGAGCGAUAUUAGCAAAUUGGAAAGCAUAAAAUCUUGUCUUUAAUUAGAUUUCGCUGUUAAGUUAACUAGUAAAACGAUUCCGGAACGGGUUGUUGUCUCAUCAAAGUGUAUCAGCCAAGGGAAUUGAUAGCGUAAUAUCAUGAACUUUGGUGGUAAUCUUGUACCCUGUGGUUUUGCAGCUCGUGACCGUUUUUGUUGUAAAUCUUAGUAAUGAAAACCCAGAAGUAAGCUUAAACUCCGAGCAUCUAUGUA